CUUCAGCUGAGCAUGCCUAGAGCACACACAGCCCUGAGAUAAAGGCAGGAAAUCUAUACAGGCAACCUGAUGGAUUAAAACGUACAGUAUACAGCUGUUUGUUAUGGUAAUGGAAUGUAAGACUGCAUGAUUUUACCUCGUGCCUGAUGGGUAACGUCCCAACUGCAGUAAAGCAUUGUCUUAGUUACCAACAUCUUCUUAAAGAACAACUCUGGAUUGGAGAUGUAAGCACUCCUGAACAGGAGCCACAUGUGACUGGUCUCCCACAACAUGUCAAAAUAGUAGAAGUUGGACCAAGAGACGGCUUGCAAAAUGAAAAGGCUUUUGUUCCGACCAACAUAAAAAUUGAAUUAAUCAACAGACUUUCAGAAGCGGGUUUACCAGUUAUAGAAGUCACCAGUUUUGUAUCUUCAAAAUGGGUGCCACAGAUGUCAGAUCAUACAGACGUCAUGAAAGGUAUAAAGAAGUAUACAGGAGUACAGUACCCAGUUCUUACUCCUAAUAUACAAGGGUUUCAUUCUGCAAUAGCAGCGGGAGCUAAAGAGGUCUCUGUUUUUGGUGCAGCAUCUCAGACAUUUAGUGAGAAAAACAUAAACUGUUCUAUUGAGGAAAGUAUGAGAAGAUUUGAAGAAGUCAUAAAGUCUGCUUGCAGUAUAAAUAUCCCAGUUCGCGGAUAUGUUUCUUGUGUAUUAGGCUGUCCUUAUGAAGGAAAUGUUGAUGUUCGGAAAGUAGCCGAGGUAUCAAAGAGAUUGUACAGUAUGGGCUGUUAUGAGAUCUCACUCGGAGAUACUAUCGGGGUUGGGACCUCCGGUAGCAUGAGGAAAAUGCUUGAAGCUGUGAUGAAAGAGAUUCCAGUCCAUGCCCUGGCUGUUCACUGUCAUGAUACUUAUGGUCAAGCUCUUGCCAACAUUCUUACAGCAAUACAGAUGGGUGUUAGUGUCGUGGACAGUGCAGUUUCUGGACUAGGCGGAUGCCCUUAUGCCAAUGGUGCUACAGGGAAUGUUGCAACAGAAGAUGUACUUUACAUGCUGAAUGGGCUUGGCAUUAACACGGGUGUUAAUCUGUACAAUGUCAUGGAAGCUGGACAUUUUAUUUGCACUGCCUUAAAUAAGAAGACAAAUUCAAAAGUGGCCCUAGCAACAUAUUCUCCAUAAUGUAUUUAUUCUAAAUAAUAAUAAUAAUUAUUAUUAUUAUUAUUAUUAUUAUUAUUUUAUCUAACGGUGUCUUAUAUGUAAUUACUGUACAUGCAUUACAUGAAAAGGCUGCUGUUUGAUCUGCAUCUUUAAAGUACAGUAUUAUAGAAUACAGUGCUCUGCAAUCACAUUGUGCCAUAUUAAUACAAUACAUUUACUCUGAUUUGGUUGAAUGUCUGGAAGUGGAACAGGACCAGCUGCACUAUCGGAAGGCACAGUAGACUGGGGGAGGCCAAAGGAUGUCAGAGAAAACUGCAGCCAGUGGCGAAUUUCCCAUUAGGCACAUGAGGCAUGUGCCCAGGGGUGGCACUUGGAUUCUUGUGUUGGUAAUGCCAGCUUAAAAAGUACCAGGAACUGCAAAAUAUUUCCACUGUGCUGUUCCAUAUGCCAUCUUGAAUGGAGUGUAAAUUGGUAGGACAUGCACAUACUGCCCAUGUUAGCUGUCCAACUUAGUAAAUAUGUAUACAUAAUUAAAAAUAAAAAAAUGUCACAGGCUUUUUCUUUAUUAUUCUAUUAAAUUGGCUAUCAGUAAAUGAGGACUUAUAUCCAGCCAAUAAAAAUAAUAAAAUUAGAAAGACGGGGGCGGACGUUACUGUUGUGCCUAGAGGUGCCCUCACCCCUAAAUCUGCCCCUGACUGCAGCAAUACUACAUGCAACUCCUCUGAUAGAUUUCUCAUCUCAACUAGCUACUGUCUCUCCUUCAGGGUCUUUCCAAAACACAAACAAUACCCUUUCAACUAUACUAUUAUUGUGUGAUUGUUAUAUAUACAAUUUAAUAUAAUCUGCAUAUAACACAAAUAGUGAUUCUAUCUUGAGCACUGGUAAUCAUGGAGAUAAUUAAUAGAUAUCAGCAAGGGGCACUGCUACUGAAUGGCCCAUCUUUUCGUCUGCCAAUUAAGUGCUACCAAUAAAUAUUUUCAUCUUUCAAACAAGCUGAUAUUUGCCUGUUGGGCAUGAAAAAAUAAGUAAACCAGGACCUCCACAGGACACAGAGUACACUCUCUGUAAGUUUUACUAAGCCUUCAAGUUGUGAAACAAAUGCAAGGCAUUUCUGACUGCUCACAAACUCAACAAGAGAGAGGUGCUGUAAUGAGACAUAAACAUUUACCCAAGAUGAUAUGGUCAUGCUCUCUGGGCGCACUUUGUGAAGAGAACUCCAAUGGGGUGUGACCAGGCCUCCACAUCAUCUCGGAGCCUUACCAAACUCCAGCCCUAAAUGCUCUCAUAGUGUUGCAAACAAGAGACCUCUGUGUUGUUGUGAUCUGCAGUAUCUUCAUACGCCCCCACUUUCUCUAGAAUGACAAAUCUAUUCUAUGUUGACUAAGGCUGGAAAAAUGAAUGGCAUUUUGAUGACUGCUAGAGACAGUAUAGCAAACAAGUUUUGAAUAAAUGAUAGCUUACUUACAA
This is a messenger RNA of Pseudophryne corroboree (corroboree frog), 2600 nucleotides long. RefSeq names its product 3-hydroxy-3-methylglutaryl-CoA lyase like 1 (gene HMGCLL1). The record is from RefSeq and is a predicted model, not a curated record. Gene Ontology annotation, biological process: L-leucine catabolic process; ketone body biosynthetic process. The coding region runs from base 147 to 1154 and encodes 335 amino acids. Gene Ontology annotation, cellular component: endoplasmic reticulum; cytosol. The transcript is spliced from 10 exons. Gene Ontology annotation, molecular function: hydroxymethylglutaryl-CoA lyase activity. NCBI's taxonomy places the organism in Eukaryota, Metazoa, Chordata, Amphibia, Anura, Myobatrachidae.